This is a messenger RNA of Oreochromis niloticus (Nile tilapia), 2944 nucleotides long. RefSeq lists its product as uncharacterized. The coding region runs from base 161 to 2599 and encodes 812 amino acids. Lineage: Eukaryota; Metazoa; Chordata; Actinopteri; Cichliformes; Cichlidae. The record is from RefSeq and is a predicted model, not a curated record. The transcript has 18 exons.
CAUAAGUACAAUAGUGGCUAGAUUUGUGGUGUGCAGAGAGGCUAAGAAAUUGUUGGAGUGCUAAAAUAAAGCAGUAAAGAUUCCUUUCAUAUCAGGAUCAAGAUCCCAUUCAACAGAGAGUAUUGUGUAACAUCACGCUGCAUAACAGGAGUCCGAUACCAUGUACAAAAUGUCUGGAUUUGGACAUGUUAUCCUGUGCUACUAUAUUCUAGGAUAUAUUUGGUGCAGCUCCAGUGCUUGGCAGGUAACAAUGCCGAGUAAAAUCAAAGGAUUGUUGGGUUCCUGUCUUGUUAUCCCUUGCAGUUAUGAUUACGAUCAGUAUCCACCUAAAAGACCAGAUCGUGUAGUGUGGUAUCAAUAUGUGAGCGAAGGAUAUCCAAUAGUAUCUGACAACUGGAACAGGAAUGAUGUGUUGGACAUAUUUAAAGGAAGAACAAGUGUAUAUAGUUCUUCACACCAUCGGACAUGCAGUCUGUUGAUUGACCCAGUGACCUUGGCUGAUCACAGUCAGAAGCUUUAUCCCUGGGUGGAUCCUGAAAAUGUUGGAUGGAGAACCUACCGUUUCUAUGACACAACUGUAACAGUUGAAGUAGUAGGCACAGCAGAUCCACCGGUUAUCGAGAUCUUUGGAAACAAGGUGGUUGGGCAGUCUGUAACAGUGCAAUGCAGUGUUUACCACACUUGUCCCAAUUAUCCCCCAAGUCUGAGGCUCAACAUCCCACUGCGAAACGAACGUCUAACUCAUAGUCCUCUAUCUGAUGGAAGAUCCAAAACUAUGGUGACAACCACUCUGUUCAUAGAGAAAGAAUAUCAAACUGUGGAGUGCUAUGUCCAACACCGUGGUGGUCGCUCUGCAUCAGCAUCUAAAACCUUAACCUCACAAUGCUCCAUUUCAGGGCUGACUGUCAGCUCUGCAUUAUAUGAAUUUCUGGAGGGAGAUCAAAGUACAGUAACCUGCACUGUUUCAUACACAUGCUAUCGAAAUAUUCCAACUCUGACAUGGAAUUAUGGUAAUAUGCCAGCCUCUUCUGAUACUAGCAAGUUAUCAGGGGGGGCUCAGUGGAGGACUGUCUCCACACUGACAUUUACAGCAUCAGCUAAUGACAAUGGAAGAUCGCUGAUAUGCUAUGCACGUUUCCCUGGAGGUCAGACAAAAGAAGCAAGCAUCACGCUACGGGUAAAGCGAAACAUACUCAAUCUGGGUUGGUCCUUCACGGCUCCAGCCACCAUAACUGGGUUGAAAGGGUCAUGUCUCAUCAUUCCAUGCAAAUUCUCCUACAAAAACUCACAGCCUAAUGACCUUCAAGUGAUGUGGUACUUGUACCAAAUCAAUGGAUUUCCAGCUGUAUUUAAGCAAGGAGGGAGUGUUAUUAGUAAGUUUGAUGGUCGAACAAGCUUGAUUGGUUCAGUGGUGGAGCAGAACUGUAGUCUUAAGAUUGAAAGGCUGGAGAUGUCCCACAACCAUGAUCGACUUUAUCCAUGGAUAGAUAAGAACUCAAUUACUUCUUACGGCACCAUUGAUCAUACGUUUUAUGAUGGAUCUACAGAACUUGUUGUUUCAGAACAUGCACCAGAACCACAGCUGAGCAUUAUUGGUAUCCUCAGAGUGGGAGAGCAGGGCACUGUGUCCUGCAGUGUGCGGCAUACAUGUUUCUCUGCUCCCCCAACCCUAACCCUAAAGGAUUUACCUGGAAUUGAUCAGAACAUGGACACUCUGGUAUCUGAAGGGAUUUGGGAAAGGAAAAUAGUUCGAACUUGGACAGCAGAAGAAGAGCACCAGAGUGUAAGUUGUGCUGUUAACUACCCUGCGGGUCAGAGUGCCAAAAAGUCGAUUCCACUGACUGCUGAAUGCUCCAUUUCUCCAUUGAAUAUUAGCUCUACAUCAGAUCAAACACAAGAAGUGAACAUCAGCAUGAGGGUAAAGACUUCUCCAGAAAAACCAGUGAUGACCCCCGUUCCAGAAGAAGUUGAUGCUGGUUCAACUAUAACUGUUUCGUGUUCUGUUACACACACAUGUUCAUCACAUCCUCCGGUGUUUUCAUGGACUGUCUCUCACCUCACCAGUGAGGUCUCACACAUCAUGAUGUCACGAGGCACCUGGCAGACAACUUCCACAAUCACUUUUAUUGUUACUGAAGGAGAUGGAGUCAGAAACCUCACCUGUAACGCUAUCUUUUGGCGUAACAGGGAACAAGCCCACACAGUCAGCUUAAAUGUGAAGGGAUCACUGAUGUACAGGUUUAAAAGUUCUGCUCCAGUGGCCUUUCCAGUCUCAUUUAGAGCUCUCAUCAUAAUCACCUUAGCUGCAGUGUUUGCAGUCUUCAUCUGGAGGAAAAGGAAACACACAGAUGAAUCACUGAAACCACCACCUCGACCAGAACAAAGAAGAUCACUUUGGGAUAGAUUAUCCAGGCAGUCAUUUUGGAGCCGAUUUUCAAGACGCCAAGACCGCACUGCAAACAUCAGUGUUGCCUAUACUAAAAACAGCAGCAAUGUAACCUGUGGAGCUGAGUCCAAACCACGCUGUCCAUCCCCGAAGGAUAACAGGAGACGACCAUCCCCUUUCAACCCUGAGAAUCAACUGUACGGCAACCUUUGACUUCUUCAAAGACGUCCCAGAGACAUCUUAAUCUUUCAGGCUCAUGUCUUGCAAGUCUCCUGUUUCAAAGGUUAUCAUCUAGCUGAACAACCAUUAUCAACUGCAAAGACACCUGAGGUGGCUUCUGUUAUGAAUACAUGCUAAUGCAAACUGUACUGCUGAUGUAGAUGUAUGAUAUGUGGGGAAACGUUCUUAAUGAUACUGCAGGAUCUGAUGUUUUUAUAGUUUAACUUUCACUUGGCUUUCUUUAAAUUUCAUUUAAUUCGGUCAAUUACAAAAUGAUCUAGUAACUUGCUUUGCUUAAUCUUCUCACAUGAUAAACAGCAAUAAACAUGUUUUUUCUGA